Molecule: messenger RNA, 2340 nt
Organism: Colletotrichum truncatum
Lineage: Eukaryota; Fungi; Ascomycota; Sordariomycetes; Glomerellales; Glomerellaceae
Product: GTPase-activating protein
Biological process (GO): regulation of GTPase activity; negative regulation of Ras protein signal transduction
Cellular component (GO): cell cortex
Molecular function (GO): GTPase activator activity; protein binding
Source: RefSeq, a predicted model, not a curated record
AUGUCCGUCAUGCUCCAAACACCUUCCCGAGCUUCGACGGCAUCCUCGUCUUCAUUCCAGCCCCUCUCACGACAAAACACAAUGUCUUCCUACGAUGGAUCGCGGUCCGCCCGCCAAUCUAAGCGGUACUCCAUGUCCGCGCUGUACAUGUCCAUGUCGGCGAAUGAGACUGAUCUUGAGAUUGAAGAUGACCUGGCCAAGGCCCAAAAAAUCCUCCGCGAGCUCAAGUCCAAGAUCUCCUCCCAGUCAAAAAAGAAUUUCGUCCUCGAGAAGGAUGUACGAUAUCUCGAUUCUCGAAUCGCUCUGCUCAUCCAGAACCGAAUGGCCUUGGAGGAACAAAACGAAGUUGCGAGCCACUUGGAAGAUGCUACCGAAAUGCAGGAAGGCGACUUCCCCAACGACGACAAGACACAAAAGUACGGCAACUUGAUGUUUUUACUGCAGUCUGAACCCAGACACAUUGCGCAUCUGUGUCGACUAGUGUCCAUGGCCGAGAUUGAUUCACUCCUCCAAACUGUCAUGUUCACCAUUUAUGGUAACCAGUACGAGAGCCGUGAGGAGCACUUGCUCUUGACCAUGUUCCAGUCCGUUCUUACCUACCAAUUUGAUAACACACCCGAAUACUCGUCGCUCCUCCGCGCCAACACUCCUGUAUCACGCAUGAUGACGACGUACACAAGAAGAGGACCCGGACAGAGUUUCCUCAAGUCAGUGCUUGCCGAUAGAAUCAACAGCCUGAUUGAGUUGAAGGAUCUGGACUUGGAAAUCAACCCCCUCAAAGUGUAUGAGCGCAUGAUUGAGCAGAUCGAGGAGGACACCGGCAGUCUACCCGCCUCUCUACCCAAGGGUAUCACCGCUGAGCAGGCCGCCGAAAACCCCCAGGUUCAGGCCAUCAUCGAGCCGCGUUUGACGAUGCUUACCGAGAUUGCUAACGGCUUCCUCUCGACCAUCAUCGACGGCCUCGAGGAGGCUCCCUAUGGUAUCCGUUGGAUCUGCAAGCAGAUUCGCAGCCUGACGAAGCGCAAGUACCCCGAUGCGAAUGACCAAGUUAUUUGCACCCUGAUCGGCGGCUUUUUCUUCCUCCGAUUCAUCAACCCCGCUAUUGUGACGCCCAAGUCGUACAUGCUUAUCGAUGGCCAGCCCGCGGAGCGCCCAAGGAGAACACUAACCCUGAUCGCCAAGAUGCUACAGAACCUGGCCAACAAACCAUCAUACGCGAAGGAGCCGUAUAUGGCUAAGUUGCAGCCCUUCAUUCAGCACAACAAGGACCGUGUCAACAAGUUCAUGCUUGACCUAUGUGAAGUUCAGGACUUUUACGAGAGUUUGGAAAUGGACAGAUAUGUCGCCCUCUCAAAGAAGGACUUGGAAUUGUCCAUUACUCUCAACGAAAUCUAUGCCAUGCACGCUCUGAUCGAGAAACACCAUGGAGAGUUGUGGAAGGACGACAAUUCGCAUCUUGCAAUCAUCAUGUCUGAGCUGGGUGGAGCACCCGCACAGGUUCCCCGCAAAGAGAACCGCGUCAUCAACUUGCCCCUUUUUAGCAGAUGGGAGACGGCAAUCGACGACUUGACUGCGGCACUCGACAUCACGCAAGAGGAAGUGUACUUUAUGGAAGCCAAAUCCGUCUUUGUGCAAAUCAUGCGUUCUAUUCCUUCAAACAGCAGCGUUGCUCGACGACCUUUACGACUGGAGAGAAUCGCGGACGCGGCGGCUACGAGCCGCAACGACGCGGUCAUGGUUCGCAAAGGCAUCAGGGCGAUGGAGCUUCUUUCUCAGCUCCAAGAACUGAGAGUAAUUGAUAAAAGUGAUCAGUUCAGUCUACUGCGUGACGAGGUAGAGCAGGAGCUGCAGCACCUUGGUUCCCUCAAGGAUGGUGUCAUUCAGGAGACGAACAAGCUCGAGGAAGUUUACAAAACAAUUCGCGACCACAACACCUACCUCGUCGGCCAACUGGAAACGUACAAGAGUUACCUUCACAACGUUCGCUCUCAGAGUGAGGGUACAAGGAGAAAACAGCAAAAGCAACAAGUCCUCGGCCCGUACAAGUUUACACACCAGCAGUUGGAGAAGGAAGGUGUUAUCCAGAAGAGCAACGUCCCUGACAACCGAAGGGCAAACAUCUACUUCAACUUCACGAGUCCCUUGCCGGGCACCUUUGUCAUUUCCCUACACUACAAGGGACGCAACCGUGGUCUUCUCGAGCUGGAUCUUAAGCUCGAUGACUUGCUCGAGAUGCAAAAGGACGGGCAGGACGAUCUGGAUCUCGAAUACGUUCAAUUCAACGUCACCAAGGUCCUUGCACUGCUGAACAAGCGAUUCGCAAGAAAGAAGGGAUGGUAA